GGGAUUCCCAAUACUCUGUAUUAUAAUUCGCGCAAAAUAAAUGAAAAACAACAACGAAACAAAUCAAAGGAUAAAAGAACACUUGGAGGCCUUAUAAGCAGCUAUGGGGUGCUCUAAUUCACGACUUCAAGAUGAGGAGGUACCUACAGUUGUAUCAAAAAGAGCUACAAAACAUUCCCCAAAAUCUAAAUCAGCGAAACAUGCACGGACAUCAAACGACACUUCAUACGAAUGCUGUCCAGAACAAAGUGGCUCAGGCAAUUCUGAAAUACAGGAAUCGCUUUAUGAAAAUAAACCAAUCAGUUUGCGACAGGUUUGGAUUUUCAUCAAGUCUCGUUUAAAACGAAUCCAUAUUCAAAAGGGCAAUUUAUCUGGAGAUUUACCCAUCAACCCAGCAUUGGAUCCAGUAAAAUUCGUGGACAAUUCUGGGAUAAAUGAACAAGCUAAGCCAUACAUCAACAUUGUUCCUGAUGCACCCCCUCCUCCAGUGUUACAAGCAUGAACUGUGUAAAUAAAGUUAAUAUAAUUUUAAUAUAUUUAGUG
Saccostrea cuccullata (small rock oyster) is the source of this 543-nucleotide messenger RNA. RefSeq lists its product as uncharacterized. The record is from RefSeq and is a predicted model, not a curated record. Bases 104 to 502 code for a protein of 132 amino acids. The transcript has 3 exons. Lineage: Eukaryota; Metazoa; Mollusca; Bivalvia; Ostreida; Ostreidae.